CUACGAAAUUUUUUGCCUCGAAGACGUCAUGUCUCCUGGCGGCGCUUGCAGACUUUGAGCUUUCCCGCGACUGCCGCAUGUGUGCCUUUUAGCCGGAUCAACGUGGUCCGCAUUGUCUGUGGCCAGAGAACGACACAGGCGAAGAGUUUUACCAUUAGUAGUCUCGCCGAAGAGCGCAACGCAGCAACGUCGAAAUGUUUUGGGGCGUCACACUGGAAAGCGGGAAGCGCUAUUCCCAGGUGGUGGACAUGUCGUACCACCUUUCCAUGGCUGCACUCGAACCAAAAUCAGGAGGAGAACCUGUCAUGGUCAUGCUAGAACACGGAAAGGCAGAGUUCCUGCUGUGCACAUUGGACCAGGCACAUGCCCGCCAGGUGGCACUGGACCUCAACUUUGUUGAAGGAGAGGAGGUGACCUUCUUCCUCAAUGGCAAAGGCACAGUUCAUCUGACAGGGUACCUGACCGAUGGACUGCAAGAUGACACUGUGUCCUCUGAUGAUGAAGAGGAGGAAGAGGCUUCUAUGCAAGAUGAAGAGGAGGAGGACGAGGACAAUGAGCUAGCCCUAGCUCCCAAAAGGCCUCUCAAGCUCAGCAAAAAGGUCAAGGAAUCACUUAUGCAAGCAGUUAAUGGUGACAGUGAGGACGACUCUGACUUUGACGUGGACAAAGUGGAGGAUGGAACAGAGGACGAGGAUGAUGACGAAGAUGAGGAAGAUUCGGAUGAAGAGGAGCCCGAACCGGCGCCAGCUUUGCCACACAAGCGCCCGGCCAAAAAGCGACUGCUUGGCAAGUCAUCUAACAAUGCAUCCCCAUCAAAGGAACAAGCUACAAGCUCCAUGCCUGCAGCUGAGCCUCAUGACGGAGUCCCAAAGAAGAAGAGGAAGAAAAUGAAGCAGCGAAGUGAAGGUGCCGCUGCGGUUUCGGGGAGCCCAAAGAUUCAGCAGUCGCCACAAGGAGGAGCAGCUGGUGAGAAAGGCACAACACUCCCAGGAGGUGUGAUCAGCACAGACCUGCGGCUCGGGAAUGGUCCUGUUGCCAAACCUGGCAAAAAUGUACAUGUGUACUACACAGGUCGCCUGGCGAACAGCCACGUCUUUGACAAGUGCGUCUCGGGCAAAGCCUUUUCCUUCCGGCUAGGGAAGCACGAAGUCAUCAAGGGCUGGGAAACUGGCAUCGAAGGUAUGAAAGUAGGUGGAAAACGCCGCCUGGUCAUACCGCCCAACCAGGCAUAUGGCAACACUCGUAUGGGAUCCAUUCCAGCUAACAGCACCCUGUACUUCGAAGUAGAGCUCAGGGCUGUCUCCUGAAAUGUUUUGUAUAAGCGUCCACUGUCUUUUACCCACUGCUCAUUAUGCAAUCAUUGAAUAAAAGUUGAACGCUCAUGA
Messenger RNA from Rhipicephalus microplus (southern cattle tick), 1385 nucleotides. RefSeq names its product 46 kDa FK506-binding nuclear protein. Gene Ontology annotation, cellular component: chromatin; nucleolus. Gene Ontology annotation, molecular function: peptidyl-prolyl cis-trans isomerase activity. Lineage: Eukaryota; Metazoa; Arthropoda; Arachnida; Ixodida; Ixodidae. The record is from RefSeq and is a predicted model, not a curated record.